Messenger RNA from Suillus paluster, 506 nucleotides. RefSeq lists its product as uncharacterized. The transcript has a single exon. The annotation marks the transcript as partial. The record is from RefSeq and is a predicted model, not a curated record. NCBI's taxonomy places the organism in Eukaryota, Fungi, Basidiomycota, Agaricomycetes, Boletales, Suillaceae.
GUCUCCACAAAAUUGUAGCAUUAAUGACAUUACAGUUAAAAGUCAGCACAUGAUAUUAGCAGGAAUGAGAUGGAGACAAUCUUGACACCAAGCAGGUUAUUAUACUUACUGGUACUGCGGGAGGUUUGGUGUGAACUUGUCAAGUCUGAAUUGUCACCGCUCAGUACAUUGCGAUUGAGAUGCAGGGCAGCGUGACCUUCAAAUGCCUACUACAUUUUGGACUCGCAAACAGCGCCUCCUUACAAGACAUGUUUGGAGCACCCUUAGACUUGGUAGAUCAGCAAGAUGAACAAAAAACCAACGCCUCUGGCGUCAGCCAAGUACAACCCCGGAAAUGCAUCCGCUACUUGGUGAACCUUAAAGCCACCUACUGGAUGAACGAAAACGAGAGAGAUUGGCUCGUUCGUGGUACGCGUAUUUUCACCUUCUUCCCAUUCCUCCCACCAAGGCACAAUCAAUGUCCAUGGGCCCAUCUGCUAGAAAGCCGACGCGAUCCUGAUGGAUGA